Daldinia vernicosa is the source of this 1519-nucleotide messenger RNA. RefSeq names its product alcohol dehydrogenase. The coding region runs from base 385 to 1380 and encodes 331 amino acids. Gene Ontology annotation, molecular function: oxidoreductase activity. The transcript is spliced from 2 exons. NCBI's taxonomy places the organism in Eukaryota, Fungi, Ascomycota, Sordariomycetes, Xylariales, Hypoxylaceae. The record is from RefSeq and is a predicted model, not a curated record.
CGGCCGCCGAGCACCGCGUUUUUUUUCUUUUCCUCAUUUUUGUCUUUUCCUUUCGGCGUAACAAUCCGCCCGUGUUCGCGGUGAAUAUGGACUUAAAGCAUUCACAUUUCAUCAUUUAAUCCCCGAAUAGAUCGCUAUGUUAGGUGAAGUAUUAAGCCUUAUAAUUUCUACAAAUUGUCAACUCUAGUAUUUAUUUUCGAUAUCGUUCCUCUUUCUCAGUUGAUAUGUCCUUCAAUUGUUAUAUAUAAAGUCCUCGCCGAAUCAUAUGUUCCAUUUAAACCAUACUAUCCUCUAUAUAGCGACAUUUUAUAUGAUGGAUGUUCACCUCUCAAUUACCUUUCCGCACGUAUAUAUUCUAGUUGCAACCACGAGCAGUUGUAAUAUAUGAUGAAGGCUUGGACAUGGACUCACGGAGGCUACCCUCAGGCAUUACAACAGUCCACGCUUCCGUCCGACACAGGGCCACUCAGGUCAUCUGAGAUUCGUGUGCGAAUAAAGGCUGCAUCGAUCAACCCCGUCGAUGUUCAGUUGAUGUCGUACCCCUUAAUAUCACAUCUUCCCGCUUUUCUUGUUCCGCCACAGAAGGGCGUAGGUGAGGAUUUCUCAGGCGUCGUUGAAGAAGCCGGACCAAACUCUGGCUUCAAGAUAGGUGAUGAAGUCCUCGGCAUCGCCCAAUUCCUUCCCGGGGGUACUCUUCAGGAAACAACCAAAAUUGACACCAGAGUAUCUGCAGUAGUGAGGAAGCCGGCUGAUUGGACCUGGGAGCAGGCCGCUGCUCUCCCGCUGGUCUGGCUUACGGCUCGAACGACCAUUUCCCGAGCAGAGUCACACGUGAAAAGCGGGAAGAUAGUUAUUCUGGGUGGUAGUUCCAGCUGCGGUAUGUACGCUGUCUAUCUUGCGAAGCAGCGUGGUUGGACAGUGAAAGCGUCGUGCUCUGGCCGCAAUGCCGAUUUCGUUCGCAGCAUGGGGGCAGACGACGUCAUCGACUACACAACUUCUAACGUCCGUGAACAAGUCAAGGCCUUCGCUCCCGAUGCUAUCAUCGAUUUUGUUGGAGGUACGGAAUGUCUAUGGAUCUCAAAGGCAUACGUUACUGUCGUUGGCGACAAAACUGACCGGCUAUCCCCGGGUGGCCGGUAUAUUUACUUCUGGAAUCCUCGGAUGCUCCUUCGUGCCAUUGCUGGGAGGAUAGGGUUUGGCCAAUCUUAUACCUGUAUCAAUCUAGAGUUUAGUACUUCCUUUUUAAAGGAAUUGCUGGAUCUACCGAAGGAUAAGAUUGUUAUUGACUCUGUAUUUGGGUUUGACCAAGUCAAAGAGGCAUUCGAUAAGCUUAAUACUGGGCGUGUAAGGGGGAAGUUAGUCAUCAAUGUCGCUACGUGAGGGGUUGAGGUAGUUUACUACUAGGAACUUUAGUAUAGGGGUAAUUUUGGUUGUCUAUGUGUGUAAUAGCAAGGGAUAUAGACGCCUAUUCAUAGAACGAAAAUUAACCCUUAAUCACUUCAGAAUGGCAUUACCCUGG